CGGGGCGCCCUGCCCGCACCGCCGCCCUCCGUUCCCGCCCCUCUAGGCGAGCCUCUUGCUCGACGCCGUUGCCGCGAUGCCGGCGUUGCGGCGGCUGUCCCUUCGGUGCUGCGCGUGGCUCACUCGCGACGGGCUGCGGCGCAUCUCGCGCGUCGACCGGCAGCUGGCCCUCUCGCACGACCUGCUUCCGCCAAAGCCAGCUGCGGCGCGCGCCGGCCGCUCGUCGCCCCCGCCCGACAGUUGGGAGGAGCUCGACGGCGACGCGGCGCUGCCCGUCUUGCGCGAGAGCAGAGGAGGGCCGGCGUCGAAGCGGCGCACCGUCGGCGGCGCGUCAGCCGCCGCGGACAGCGUGAUGUACGUCGGAAACUCCGUCGUCCAGCGACCGCUCUCCAUCUACCACGUCUCCCAGGGGGAUGAGCCUCUCUUUGGCAAUGCGCGCCCCCGACGGAGCGCAUUUGCGGAUGGUUGCGGCUUGUUGCGCAGCUAGGUCGCGGUUUUUACACGAUUUUUGGCUUUUUCCACAGUACUCCUACCGUCCCAUUUGCGCCGUUGCGGCUCUUCUGGGUAAC
Messenger RNA from Emiliania huxleyi CCMP1516, 569 nucleotides. RefSeq lists its product as hypothetical. NCBI's taxonomy places the organism in Eukaryota, Haptophyta, Isochrysidales, Noelaerhabdaceae. The annotation marks the transcript as partial. The record is from RefSeq and is a predicted model, not a curated record. The transcript has 3 exons.